Messenger RNA from Daldinia caldariorum, 366 nucleotides. RefSeq names its product cytochrome oxidase c subunit VIb-domain-containing protein. Gene Ontology annotation, cellular component: mitochondrion; mitochondrial intermembrane space; respiratory chain complex IV. Bases 1 to 366 code for a protein of 121 amino acids. Lineage: Eukaryota; Fungi; Ascomycota; Sordariomycetes; Xylariales; Hypoxylaceae. Gene Ontology annotation, biological process: mitochondrial respiratory chain complex IV assembly. The record is from RefSeq and is a predicted model, not a curated record. The transcript has 2 exons.
AUGGGCCUAUUCGGUUUGUUCAAUUCCGCCGAAGAGAAGCGCAAGGAGGAAGUGCGCACUGGCGCCCGGGCGCCGGACAGGACAGAGCGCCAGCAAUGCUGGGAUGCGCGCGACGCAUUCUAUAAGUGCCUCGACAAGCACGACGUUAUCGACUCGCUGAACGGAGACGGCAAGAAGAUCGCCGAGAAGCAGUGCGCGGCGGAGAAUAAGAGCUUCGAACAAAAUUGUGCUAGCGCUUGGGUAACUUACUUCAAGCGAUAUCGAGUUGCUGAUUACCAAAAGAAAAAGACGCUCGAACGACUACAAAAAGAGGGCGCGGAUAAGAUGGCAGUCGAAGGCGGUGCUCCAGUAUCUACGAAAGUAUAA